Racocetra fulgida is the source of this 480-nucleotide messenger RNA. The record is from the annotation of a GenBank genome assembly. NCBI's taxonomy places the organism in Eukaryota, Fungi, Glomeromycota, Glomeromycetes, Diversisporales, Gigasporaceae.
AUGAGUUCUCUUGGCGGAGAGUUAAUUGAAAAGGAUGUGAAAAGUACAUCUACGCAAGAAUUGCAAAAAGUCACACCAGACUCAAGCCUUAAAAACAACCUGGACAGGUUGACAAUUGAAACAUUGAGAUCACUUUGUUCAGCAAAGGGUCUACCUGAGACAGGAAACAAGAAAGACUUGGCGGAACAUUUUGCUACAAAGAUUACUAAUAAGAUUAAGGGUAAGGAAACAACGAACAUGGACGAUUCUUGGCAAAGUGAUGAAGAACGAUAUAUAAACCAGUAUGCGAACAACUUGAGGAAGGAUUUUCAGAGAAAAGAAAUAGGAGAACAAGAUCAGUUCGAAUACGAAGAAUGGCGUAAAGUAGAAAAACUCCUUGAUGAGGCGUUGACGAGUAAAUCAUGGGAUCAAGUGAUGAAGACUCAAGAGAUCACUUAUACUCGGGCUUAUAUGUUACGCAUAGUAAAUAAGGAAAAAUGA